AUGCGGAACCUCGCCCAGCCGAGUGCUGAGCGGCAGAGCAUUGUGGAGGCCAACCAGGUGAACAGUCCUCUACUUCAACUCCCAGGCGAGGUGCGCAACAGUAUCUAUCACUACGUUUUUGCCAACGAAGUCCUCCGCCAGACUCGUACAGGCCCAGACUGGAGAAGCCCGAACAUGAAGUUCCUCCCGCCGUUGAGCUUUCAUGACCGGCAAAACCCCCGACGCCCACGCGACCAGCGGAACUGGUUAUCACUUGUUCUUGUCUGUCGCCAGCUCUACGUGGAAGCGCGAAUAUUACCGUUUCAGCAGAAUGCCUUCUCCAUCACUCGGCUGAGGCACAUAUGUCCUUUACUUAGGACGAUGCACCCCGAGCAGCGCGAGAAGAUUACCGAGAUUCAGCUGGAGGUUGACUUCGUGGGCUUCGAUUCCCAAUGCAGGACGAUAAUGGCCGGUUACCCGGAACAUGCUGUAGAAGAACUCGAUCUGCAGAAUUAUCUGCUUAGCUUCCUGCUUCCGUCGGUCAAACGCAUUGAGGUGGUCGUCAUUGCGGGUCAACACUACGGGCACCAUAGCCCUUCUUUCCCAUCCAAUUCGACUCGAGCAGCUUUGGAGAAGCUGGAGAGCACGCUUCAUGAGGCCAAUUUUGGCUGGACGAAUGCCGAGAUCGGUUUGCGGAGCGCAACACUUUCCCUUCCAGAUCACUGUAUGCCGCCCCACGGAACCCGCCUUCUACCGUACACUAGCUACCUAAUAGCAUUUUAA
Molecule: messenger RNA, 762 nt
Organism: Didymosphaeria variabile
Lineage: Eukaryota; Fungi; Ascomycota; Dothideomycetes; Pleosporales; Didymosphaeriaceae
Exons: 2
Coding region: 1-762 (253 amino acids)
Source: RefSeq, a predicted model, not a curated record